GGACACGCUCAGACAGAGGAGAAGGAUCAAACCCUGCGAAGAUCAGCAGACCAUGGAGAGGAGUCAGACUGGAGCAGAUAAAGAAAAGAGAAAUCAGGGCACAAUGACAGACCACAGGUCUGAGUGGAGGGUGGAGAGGCUGGAGCCAAAGACAGAGGAGUGUAAAUUAAAAACUACUGAUUCACAGAAGCCUGGAGAGACAGAGGAAUCAGAGAAACGUCCCAGAGGACGACAAGAGACCGAGGACAGGAGGAGAGAGGAAGGUAGUCCCAGUGAGAGAGGCACGGAAGAUUAUAAUGCUGUCCGAGAGGUCCAGGAGUCUUUCUCAGAUUCCUCUGCCUGCUCACUCAUCAUGUGUCCUGCCUGGGAGCUCCCAAAACCUCACCAGCACAGCAAGCCCGAUCAAGAAUCAGGAGGCAGUAAAAGGAAGAAGAACGCCUGAGCGGCUGUUACAGAGACAGGACAGCUGGUCCAGAAGCCUCCGAGGUAAAGAUGACGACCCGGGCUCUGACUCACUGUCUCCAUCAAGCAGCAAGAUCAGGCCUCAGGAUGGUUUCAGUUUGCUGCUGCGGAGACACGGCGGGUCCAGGAGAAACUCUCUACUCCGCUGGUGCCAGAGUCGGACGCAAGGAUACAGAAACAUAGAAAUCACAAAUUUCAGCAGCAGCUGGGAGGACGGUCUGGCCUUUUGUGCUGUUUAUCACUCCUAUCUGCCCACACACAUUCCCUACAGCUCGCUGAAGGCUGAAGAGAAGAGGCAGAACCUGGACCUGGCCUUUCAUACUGGUGAAAAUGUGGGAAUUAAAGCUACACUGACGGUGGAGGAGAUGCUGAGAGACGAAGGCCCCGACUGGCAGAGGGUUCUGGGUUAUGUAGAAAGCAUGUACCGCCACUUUGAGAUGUGAGCUCAUCAGUUAAUCUUCCGUUUUAUCCUCCACCAUUUUUAGAUGUAAUUUGCACAACAACGACAUGAAAGACCAAUCUGAGAAAUGCCAGGACUACAGAAGUGUAAAACUGCCACAGAUGCAGUUUACCGUACUUGGGUCACCCCCCUGGCCUUACUGUGUUUGUCUCAUGACCAGUGAAACGUCUUCUGAAUGAUUAAAGCACUUUAUUUAUUGCAGUGUAACAGGCGAGCAACGGAUCACAGGGAACUGACAAUCUUAAAUAA
This is a messenger RNA of Colossoma macropomum (tambaqui), 1171 nucleotides long. Its product is annotated as cytospin-A-like. The transcript is spliced from 8 exons. The record is from RefSeq and is a predicted model, not a curated record. The coding region runs from base 297 to 905 and encodes 202 amino acids. Gene Ontology annotation, molecular function: protein binding. NCBI's taxonomy places the organism in Eukaryota, Metazoa, Chordata, Actinopteri, Characiformes, Serrasalmidae.